CUUGGGUGCUGUUCAGUUAGAAAUUUCAUAUCACUUGUCUAUGUUUAAUAACAUUGUGUGGGUGUGUGUAAAACAUAUGCUUGGACAUAACUAUUUCAAGUUAUUUCAGAUUGUAAAAUCUUGUUUGUUGAAAGUGAAUUAACAAAAUGGCGACAUCUGGAAUUUCUAGAAAUUCUGAUGUGGUUAUGUAUUAUUGUUGUACAAUCUGCAAAACAGAGCGGUCUGUAGAAAUAGAUGCAGAUUUUUACUGUGAAAAAUGUCUUAAAUACUUCUGCAGAACAUGUAUAAACUCCCACAGACAGCAUGGUUGGUGGUUUUAUAAAAAAUAUCCUUAUGGAAAGGAUAAAAUAAGAAAGUGGCCACUUUCUAAGAAGAUGGAGACUUCUCUUUUAAUAUGCAUCAUACACAAGCGUGAAAAGUUAACAAUGUUCUGCCUGGACCACAAUCAUCUGUGCUGCUCUAAAUGUGUUGAGCUUAAUCACAGACUAUGCUUACAAGUAACUCCAUUACCUCAGGCUGCCAGAGGGAAGUCAACCAACUUCAAGAAUCUGUCUUUCAGAACGGAAAAUACUCUUUCACAAAUGAAACAAUGUCAGACAUAUCAGGAGGACAGAAUGAAGUCUCUGAAGGUUUCAUACAAAAAUUAUGAGAGGCUUAUUGUGGAUGGUUUGCGUGUGAAUAUAAUAUCGUAUUUACGCGAAUGUGAAACCAGCACAGUUAAUACAACACAUGAACAUAUGCAAUACCCUAUCAGUGAAAUGCGUGAGGGAAUCAAAAAUUUAUUAGCAGAUUUUGAGCAAAGCACUAUUAAGGAGAAGAAAGAAGAGCUAAACCUGAAACAAGCUACUCUCAAGGUUGUGAGAAACAGCUGCAUUAGACUUCACUAUGAAUUGUUCCAUCUCCAUGUAGCCAUACCGAAAGUACUGGGUAAACCUGAACUCUCUUUUAUUGCCAGUAAAAAAUGUCUGGAAAAUAUACAACAAUCUGAUAUAUUCAUAAAAGAGAACUUUUCAAACCAUGUUUUCACUGUGAAUGGGAAGUCUGUGCACAAUGUAAAAAUGCCAAGUGAUUCAGACACAUGCAUGAUAGAAGCAGUAUGUGCUCUUCCAAAUGGACAGGUCCUGGUUGCAGAUAGCAAAAAUAAAAAUGUCAAGCUUCUGAACCAACAGUACCGUGUGGUGAGCCACUUGGAUGUGAGGGAUGGACUCGUAUGGGACAUUUGUCUUAUCACACCCACUGAGGUUGCAGUGGCUAUGUAUGAUAAGGUCCAGUUUAUCACAGUAAGCCAGAGCCAACUCGCAAAAGGCAGGAAGCUUAAGUUACAACAUUAUUGUACAGGUAUUGCCCACAACCAGGGUGACCUAUAUAUCUGCUCUGAUACUGCUCUGUACAAGUUCACAUUGAGUAGCGAACUGGUCUGCAGACUUUAUGAAGAUUCAUCAGCUGAUUUCACAGUAUACAAGUGUGCUGUGAGUCCCACAGGAGACAGGCUGUACAUCAUCAGCUGGUACCAGAACAAGCUUCUCACCCUGGCCAGGGAUGGCACACGCCUGGCUACAUACACAGACCCAGCACUACAUGGCCCAUCUGGUCUACAUGUGACCCCUGCAGGCCAGGUGCUGGUCUGUGGAUACCUGUCCCACACUGUACUACAGGUGGGCUCGGAGGGAGAGAGUAAGCUGGCUACUCUGGCUACUCAGGAGAGGGAUGGAGUGAGCUGGCCACAGUCAGUCUGCUACAGCAGCACCACAUCAUCAAUCAUUGUGGGACUGUGGGGGGACAACAUCCUGGUGUUCAGAGUGGAAUAGUGUGUACAUUCGCUGCUGAGUCAGGACAACGAUGCUGAGGAUGUGGUGGACAAGGUGACCUGACUACGCAGAAGGACAGCACCACCAUUGAUAUCGAGUUGGCCCAGCAACAGCACCAGUCCGGCCUGCAGGAGCCCCAGUCCAGGACGACCCAUCCACUCCCCUGACCCAUAACUCAUCAUACUUGAUAUCCGGAAAAAUGGGGCCUUAUGCAUGUGCUUAAAUUGUUGUCACAGAUAAGCCUAUGCAGUUUGCACAGGCUAAUAAUGGACAACAUUUUCCUCUUAAAGCAGAGCACCAGCAUUGAUAUCGAGUUGGCCCAGCAACCGCACCAGUCCCGCCUGCAGGAGCCCCAGUCCAGAACGACCCUUCCCCUCCCUUGACUUCUAGCUCCUCUCCCUUGACCGCCUGCCUCAAAAAGUCAGCAUCGUUGAACAACUCCGUUCUGCAGCAAAUUCUGAGCAUGAUUCUGUUCUGAACAAACGCAAUGCCCACGUCACGUUUUCCAAACAUAAGCCUGGGUAGUUUUGUUAAGCUAGAGUUCCACGUGGGCCUGAAAGGGACGAGUGUUACAGACACAAACAGUUAUAGCAGUAGUUAUGGUAACGCUAACAGUCAGUUGUUGCUGUUGGACAUCACAACAAAUAUCAUGAAGAAUAAAAAUUUCAAUAAGUUGUUCCAAUCUUUAUGGGACAAACAGAAAUUGAACGGAAGAAAAUCAAGGAACAAUAAAAGCGUAAGCUUUCCUAGUGGGAUACAUCUGCUGUUGAUAGUUUGGACAACAGUAGGGUUGCGGACUGCCCCAGAUUGUCCUCUCAGCGGCCAAAAUAUCAUAAUAGAACGGACUUUUGGCAAUGUUACUGACACAGAAAGGCAAUAAUGACUUGGUUGUCAAUACCCAGAGCACGAUACAUCCAUGCUGACAAAGAAAGGCAGUAAUGACUUGGUUGUGAACACCCAGAGCGCCAUACAUCCAUGCUGACACAGUAAGGCAGUAAUGACUUGGUUGUGAACACCCAGAGCACAAUACAUCCAUGCUGACACAGAAAGGCAGUAAUGACUUGGUUGUGAACACCCAGAGCACAAUACAUCCAUGCUGACACAGAAAGGCAGUAUGACUUGGCUGUGAACACAAUACACCCAUGCUGACACAGAAAGGCAGUAAUGACUUGGUUGUGAACACCCAGAGCAAGAUAUUUCCAUGCUGACACAGAAAGGCAGUAAUGACUAUGCUGUGAACACCUUGAGCAAGAUAUAUCCUUGCUAACACAGAAAGGCAGUAAUGACUAUGCUGUGAACACCCGGAGCAUAAUACAUCCAUGCUGACACAAAGUUAGUAAUGACUAUGCUGUAUACACCCGGAACACAAUACAUCCAUGCUGACACAGAAAGGCAGUAAUGACUUGGUUGUGAACACCCAGAGCACAAUACAUCCAUGCUGACAAAGAAAGGCAGUAAUGACUUGGCUAUGAACACAUAACACGAUACACCCAUGCUGACACAGAAAGGCAGUAAUGACUUGGCUGUGAACACAGAGCACAAUACAUCCAUGCUGAAACAGAAAGGCAGUCAUGACUAUGCUGUGAACACCCAGAGCACGAUAUAUCCACGCAUACGCAGAAAGGCAGUAAUGACAAUGCUGUGAACACCCAGAGCAAGAUAUAUCCAUGCUGACACAGAAAGGCAGUAAUGGCUAUGCUGUGAACACCCAGAGCAAGAUAUAUGGAUGCUGACACAGAAAGGCAGUAAUAACUAUGCUGUGAACACUCAGAGCACAAUACAUUCAUGGUGACACAGAAAGGCAGUAAUGACUUGGUUGUGAACACCCAGAGCAAGAUAUAUCCAUGCUGACACAGAAAGGCAGUAAUGACUUGGCUGUGAACACAGAACACGAUGCACCCAUGCUGACACAGAAAGGCAGAUAUGACUUGGCUGUGAACACAGAGCACAAUACAUCCAUGCUGACACAGAAAGGCAGUUAUGACUUGGUUGUGAACACAGAGCACAAUACAUCCUUGUUGACAUAGAAAGGUAGUAAUGACUUUGCUGUGAACUCAGAGCACGAUACAUCCAUGCUGACACAGAAAGGCAGUAAUGACUUGGAUGUAAAUACCCAGAGCACAAUACAUCCAUGCUGACACAGAAAGGCAGUAAUGACUUUGCUGUGAACUCAGAGCACGAUACAUCCAUGCUGAGACAGAAAGGCAGUAAUGACUUGGAUGUAAACACCCAGAGCACAAUACAUCCAUGCUGACACAGAAAGGCAGUAAUGACUUUGUUGUAAACACUAAGAGAUCCAUACAUCCAUGGGGUGUGCAACAGACGCAAAUUACGCCCACUAUUUUGAACAAGGUGCUUAAAGUGAACACGUCUAGUUUCUGUUAUGAACACUUUGCACUCCGAGUCCAAAAGGCCUCGCAUUGAAUUGAUGUGAGAAAAGGCUUUGAAAAAUAACAGCAGUUUUGUUGUGUGGUCCAAUACGCCCUUCGACUCUCAACCUGAAGAAAUCAAAACUCAAACUCGUCUCUUAGCAAUAUCAGCAAGGCCAGCAUGUCAUCUCAGCUUCUUGAACUUCAGUGAACUUAACUAGCAAACAUGACAAACGUCAUUGAAGUGAAAGUCGAUGGCAACCCCCUUCUUGCACAAAUACUACAAUUGCUUAAGAAAUUCAGCACGAAGACGUCUUGCGUCAGACUACCAAGCCUCCUAGCAAUAUCUUCUCCCAUGUUGGCUACAUCAACACUUACAACAGCAGAGCCUUGGUGAGUUCGACUUCCGUCUCGGCAUCGAUGUCGCUUAGCAACAAUUGGAUGAUGGGCGUCGACAAAUUAGGCCGGACAAGUCGCUCAAACUGAAAUGAUCUGAUCCAACAGGUAGAGCAGGCGUUGCGUGACACGUCCGUUAAUGUGACUGACCUUGAUAUGUUGUUCUCUAAUAAUGUGAACCUUAGGCCUGGAGAGCAGUAUGCGAUUGACGCCAUUCAACAACAGUUGUUGUCGGCAAUUCUCGGGUUUGGGGUGGCGACUUCAGCGUCAGGACUUGCUCCAUCUCUGUCUAUGGCCCAGUCCCAGCAGCAGCAGCAACAAGAACAAUAAGUAGUAUCUUAGCGGUGUUCUGGGAUAUGCGGCUUCAUGUAUGUGCUUAAAUUGUCAUCCCAGAUUAGCCUGUGCAGACUGCACCUACAUUAAGUCCUAUUAAAUUGUCAUCCCAGAUUAGCCUGUGCAGACUGCACAUACAUUAAGUUCUAUUAAAUUAUCAUCCCAGAUUAGCCUGUGCAGACUGCACCUACAUUAAGUCCUAUUAAAUUGUCAUCCCAGAUUAGCCUGUGCAGACUGCACAUACAUUAAGUUCUAUUAAAUUGUCAUCCCAGAUUAGCCUGUGCAGACUGCACAUACAUUUAGUCCUAUUAAAUUGUUAUCCCAGAUUAGCCUGUGCAGACUGCACAUACAUUAAGUCCUAUUAAAGUGUCAUCCCAGAUUAGCCUGUGCAGACUGCACGUACAUAAAGUCCUAUUAAAGUGUCAUCUCAGAUUAGCCUGUGCAGACUGCACAUACAUUUAGUCCUAUUAAAGUGUCAUCCCAUAUUAGCCUGUGCAGACUGCACAUACAUUAAGCCCUAUUUUCCCAGAAUGAGGCUCGUAUACUUCACUUAACAUCAGUAUUUUAUGUGCCUGAAAAGUUCCUAGCAUCAAGUGGGAAUUAUGUGCUUUUAGAUUGAUCACACUUAAAAUGCAAAUAGCACUUGAUCUGAUAUCAAUUUUAAUCAUAGAAGGUCAGGAGUGGCAUUCCAGAAGCAUCUUAAGUUAAAUUUUAUUUUUACCCUUAAAUUGGGAAUUUUUCUUCAGUGUUUUAUUUCAUACUGCAAUAGUUAGGCAUCGAAAAUUACAUCAAAAUAACAUCAUUAUGUCAAUGUUAUUUGAGAGUUACCAAAAAAACAUGCAUGUCUUUAUUGAGUAAAGAAAUACAAAACAUUGUAUUUUUUAACUUAAGUGAAAAUAUUUAAGAAAUGACUUAAGAUGUUUCUGGAAUACCACCCAUGGGCAUUAAGUUUUGUAUAUUUUCAACCGAAAUCCAGCCCCUGAACCAAAAGUUUAUCCUUGCAGAAAAAUCUGCUUUAAUAAAAUUGUAAAAAUUAUAUUUAAUUUUAGAAAAAUAAUUAUGUAAAAGCCUUCAGCUCAUUUCAAUUUUUUUUUUCUUCAUUUAUUUUCAAUAAUUAUUUAAAUUUCUGGAUUUUGUUUUAAAAGCCUGUUCCUACAGGAACCCAUGCAAUCAUAGAUCGGUACCUAGCUGAACAACAGGCUGUCUGGUCAGCUGGGCCCAGGGCCCAGUGACACUUCCUGGCCCAGGACCUUGGGGCCAAUGCUCAACUAGUCCUACCCGCAAGGUGGAGCCACACUGAACCUGGGGCUCCAUACUUUCUUGGCCAGUGGCCAAGAUAGCCUCGUCAAUUAGGGACACAUUCCUGGGAUGCCCUAAGGUCUUUCUAUCUGUUCACAGAAGUCUUAUACUCACAAGUUCAAGCCCAGAAGCGAUGUCCACAUUAUCAAACUCUGCAUCUCAAUAGAAACCCGGAUAGCAAGGCGUUGAGUUUGUUCUUGAAGCAUUUGCACCUUAAGCAGUCAUCAUCUUGAUAUUCUGGAAUCUCCAUGGUGAAGGACCCUCAGUCUGUGAACAAAAUGCAGAGCGAACCUCAGAUGCCUUUUGACGAAAUCAAAUCAUCCAGUCAGAAACACAGACUGUUGCAGCAGUUGUGACCAUAUUGACCCCAGUCAAACCUAAGAAGCUCAGAGAUAAAUACUGAUUUAGUUCUGCUAGUCUCUACAUACCGCCUGGAUUGGUCAGCACUUACUCUGACUCUUUGAAUAUUAUGACCGAUGGAAAUGAAUGACCUUGUUCAAAUCGAAAUGGCAGAAUGACACAUCACAAGAAUUCAAGCGGAAAGCCAGAAAGUCAUGUCAAUAGCCACAUUUUUUAUGGCACCAGCCAAGUUGUAUUCAAAGACAAACAAUAGUUUAUGCUCUAUUGUGUAUGUGACCAGCCAAGUUGUAUUCAAAGAAAAACAAUAGUUGACGUUUUAUUUUCUAUGUGACCAACCAAUUUGUUUGUAUAGGUCCCUGGUUUAACAAAGCAUUUAAAGUAAUUUUAAAAGCACACAUAUUGCAUGUCUAUUCAAUGUCUUUGCCUGUAUUAUGAAACUUUCACUACAGAUAUUGAUCCUGAUGAUGGUAAAUAAAUGGGAAAUACAAUGUUAUCAAAGAUUUUUUAAGAUUGCCAAAGCUGUUUAAAUGAUGCUGGUAACUGGAAAAAAAAAUAUUGGAAUAUUUUCAUGUUAUAAGACGAGUUUCAGUUGUCUGUUUUUAACCCGUUAAUAUAGAUAAGCUAAUUUAAAAUAUUUGUUCAGAAAGGUGUAAAAUGUUUACGCUUCAGAUUUUUGUCUAUCAACCUUCUGAAAACAAUACUAGUCAAUUGGCUCAUUUGGGUCGGUAUUCGAUCAUGAAUCUUUUUUAGUAGCAUACUAUGUAUUUCAUGGGAAUAUAAAUAAAUUAUGUGCAAAAUUAUUUAAUCUACCUAAAAUAAUCGAUUCUGUAUUUACUACUAGUACUUUGUUGAUUUCAGUGGAUAUUGUUUGUUAAAUGAUUAGAGUAUGACUCUUGUUGAAAAGCUUUAAAUGAAACUGAAUUAAAAAAUAAAUAUUUAAUUUGUUUUAGAGUUUUAUGAAAAAUGGCAAAAUAUUGUUAAGUUGUGUUGUUUUAUCAUAUACUAACAUGGUCAUAAGUGUUAAAAUUUGUUUUCAGACAUAAUAGUUUAUUAUGCUUUAUAUUUGUAUAUGUACAUAACGACGACCAGAUUGUAUCCUCUUUAAUCAGUGAGUAAUUUAAUCAAGAUUUAUUGAUCACUGUAUCAAGUGUAUAUGUAUAUUUUGCAAUAUAUACAUAUAGCAACUGUAAAACAAUUGUAUUUUAAAUGUAAUGUAUUCAUGUAUUGUUGCCAUUUUUAUAAGAUAAACUCACUGUAAACAUUAAUUUGUACAAACCAUUGUUAUAAAAAACAUUUCUUGUGUCAAUGCUAAAAUAUGUAUUAAACUGUUAAAAUAAUGUACAGUAACAACUUCUGAAGAGGAAAAUAUUCUUAAGGCAAUAGAAACACAUUGUUAUAUGAAAUGCUUUUUAUUAAGAACACCUACUUAAAAUUUGUUUAAUUUUGUUUUAGAUUAUCUGAAGAAAAAAUAGUACCAUGUAAUUUGAAAUCAGUCAAUGACAAAUUAAGGGAGUGUUGCCAUAUGCUAACAAUAGUCAAGAAAUGAAAUUGUCUCUAUUAGUAAUACAACAGAGCAAUACAAUUUGCUUAAACAAGAGCACCGCAUAAAGGGUGCCACGCUCGGCUACGGGUGCAGUUUUGAAUAAAUGAAAGCUUGUCUGAAUUUAUUUUAGAGGUCACAGUGACUUGACCAUUGACCUAGUGACCCCAAAACGGGUGUGGUGUGUAGAACUCAUCAAGGUGCAUCUACAUAUGAAGUUUGAAAGUAGUAGUUGGAAGCACUUUGAUUUUAGAGCCAAUGUUAAGAUUUUAGCACGACGCGGACGGCGGACGACACGACGAUCUGUAUGACAAUACCUCGAAUUUUCUCCGAAAAUACCGAGCUAAAAAUAAAAACUAAGAUGUUUGCUUUGCAAUUU
Messenger RNA from Dreissena polymorpha, 8484 nucleotides. RefSeq lists its product as uncharacterized. Bases 147 to 1808 code for a protein of 553 amino acids. The transcript is spliced from 10 exons. The record is from RefSeq and is a predicted model, not a curated record. Lineage: Eukaryota; Metazoa; Mollusca; Bivalvia; Myida; Dreissenidae. Gene Ontology annotation, molecular function: zinc ion binding.